AUGUAUCACCUGAGGAUGCCUGUGCUUCUCCUCGUGCUGCUUGUGUUGCUGCGCUGUGUCACCACCGCCCCAAGUUACAGGUACUUCACUCCUAGCUCAUCCAGCGAGCAGGAAAGUGCUCUCCCAGACAGCGAAGGCUGGUUAGCUCCCGGGCUAAUCUCCAACCCGUUCCUCGGCCUCAUGGGUACACGGCCGCAAAGGGGGCUCACAGCUAUGAACAGUCACCACAUAGAAAAGAGGAAGUGCAACACAGCCACCUGUGUCACCCAAAGGCUAGCAGACUUCCUGGUCCGCUCCAGUAACACUAUCGGCACCGUCUACGCACCGACCAACGUGGGAUCUGCCACCUAUGGCAAGAGGGACCUACUGCAGCCUCCCAGCUACCUGCCUCUCUAG
This is a messenger RNA of Chelmon rostratus (copperband butterflyfish), 396 nucleotides long. RefSeq names its product calcitonin gene-related peptide 2. Gene Ontology annotation, cellular component: extracellular region. Gene Ontology annotation, molecular function: hormone activity. NCBI's taxonomy places the organism in Eukaryota, Metazoa, Chordata, Actinopteri, Chaetodontiformes, Chaetodontidae. The transcript is spliced from 3 exons. The record is from RefSeq and is a predicted model, not a curated record. Bases 1 to 396 code for a protein of 131 amino acids.